Messenger RNA from Gongylonema pulchrum, 201 nucleotides. Lineage: Eukaryota; Metazoa; Nematoda; Chromadorea; Rhabditida; Gongylonematidae. The record is from the annotation of a GenBank genome assembly.
AUGGGUUUUAACAUGGCUGCAGCGGAAGGCCAGAAUCGAGUGGAAUGGAAGCGAUGUCAGAUCAAUGUAUUCCAUCAAUCAUCGGAGCCCGUACAAAAUUAUAAGGAACAAUUGAUAAUGCAACGAAAUCACAACUUUUUUAGGCUAGUCGACAAGAGAUCUCGUCGUGAUCUGAAUAUGGCAACGCCCGGGAUGAGGUGA